UGAAGGCCUUCAGCUUUCAAGGAACUAAACGAAACGAAUGGUAUGGCCUGUGUUGAAAUUUUAAGUGCUGUGUUGUUUUUAUUUUAUCUUCGCAGAAUGGGUUAUCUACUUUAUAAAGUAUUUUAAUUACGUCGCACGAUUUUAUGCCACACAGAUCAUUUUAAUCAUUCUUAAAGAAAAAACAGCAAGGAGAUCUAAAUCUAGAAAAGUAUUAAAAAAAAAAAUUGGCAUCUUAAAAAAAAAGUACGGAAAAGAAAGAGAAAUCACAGCUGAAAAACAUCAUAAAAAGAAGAAAGACCAUUUCUUAAGUGGGAGAAAAUAAGUCGCUUUUGUGUGUUUAGUGAUAAAAAUGUAUGAUAUACCUGCCAAAAUAACAAAAGACAGGCUGCCUCUUUGAUUUUGCAAUGGAAAUAUAAUUAAAACCAACAAAGUUGAUUGGUUCAAACAUGGAAAAAUGCCCACACGUUGAGACACUGGUUGUUUCUAACAUUGAUUCAAUCCUCGACCCUACACGUUGGCAGUGUUCAGUAUGUGGCACGACAGAAACGGUUUGGGCAUGCUUGAGUUGUUCUAAUGUUGCCUGUGGUCGACAGAAUGAACAACAUGCUGAGAAGCACUUUCAGACAACUCAGCACCCACUGGCAAUAGAGAUAAAUGAAAAAUAUGUUUACUGCUACAUUUGUGAUGAAUAUAUUAUCGGAAACCUUGAAAAUGGAGACAUUGAAACAAUCAGAACAGCUUUAACAGACAUUGGUACCAUGUCCCCACAGGAGGCGCUUGAUAAAGGAGGAAAGUUGCUCCAGUCCUACACGCACCAACAAGAAAUUUCAAGGACAAAUGCAGACGAGGAUGAUAGGUAUAUCACUGCUGAGUGCCACCACAGAAAAGCAUUACUCUCCAGAGUGCUGUCGGCAUGGCAAACUUAUGUACAAAAUGAAAAAGAGCAAAAGAUAAAAAAAAGUCAAACCUCAUCUGGGCAACCCCCAAUGCUGACGCGGGCGAGGUCCAGCUUAUUCCACGUCAAGAGGAGGACACUAAUUCCUGGGGUCACUGGUCUCCGUAACCUUGGCAACACCUGCUACAUCAAUUCCAUUCUACAGUCUCUUGGCCAUUUGGAAGAUUUCCGAGAAUAUUUCUGCCAGCUUGUGUUUGGCCUGUUUUCUCCCAGUGGUACUCCUGUACCUGGCUCAUCACCCUCCAGUCUUUCCCCUUUGUCCCUCAGAAAUGUCCGGCUCAACACAGUUGAUUACUUCCAGCACUUAAACUACCGGCCAUCAACACAACUAUCCAGCAGUAUAAAAUCUUCAGCCAGUGAUCCCAGCAAGAAAGGUGGCCUGAAUGGUGGAGGCAGUAGCGCCAGUGCUGAACCUCUGGAUGAGGCCCCUAUAGAGCCAAUGGAACAGGUCAAAUCAGAGGCUCUUGAAACUUUAUCACUUUGUCAGGAGAUGCACGGCCUCCUCCGUGUUUUAUGGUCAGGUAAAUGGGCACAGGUCAGUCCCCAUGGAUUCUUGCAUGCUGUGUGGAAGGCAAUACCAGCAUUUAAAGGUCAUUUGCAACAUGAUGCUCAGGAAUUUUUAUGUGAACUUCUGGACAAAGUAUCUCAGGAAAUAGAAAACUUGCCCCAGUGUAAUGGAGUAGAAAACAUUGUUGAUCAAAGUUUUCGCGGUGAAAUUAUUAGCCAGGUCACUUGCAUGUCGUGCACCAACGUUUCAUCAAGACACGAACCAUUUCUUGACCUCUCACUGGAGUUCCCCAGGUGUUUCCAGUACACAGCAAGUCAGGUCAAGCGUAACAUGUGUCACCUCACAGAAAUGCUGUCAACUUUCACAGAUGUAGAAGAGUUAGAGCCUCUGUCAUAUAUAUGUGAAAAAUGCAACCAAAGGAGACGCAGGCCUGCAAGCAGACAGCCUAUUGUUAGAACCAAUGCAAAGAAACAGUUGCUCAUCAGCAGGCCCCCUGAAAUCUUGAGGCUGCACUUAAAAAGAUUUAGGUGGUGUGGUCGAAAUCACAGAGAGAAGAUUGGCACCCAUGUUGCAUUUGAUGAGGAACUAGACAUCUCCCCAUUUUGCCAAGGCAAGCCUGAAGUGGCCAAGUACAAACUGAAUGCUGUGGUUGUCCACCAUGGUGCAGGCUUCAGAGCUGGUCACUACACAGCUUACACCUUUAACAGUUACGCUGAGUCCUGGCUCCACUGUAAUGAUGCCCGUGUCCAGCUGGUCCCCCUCACUGAAGUACUUGGCUCCCAGGCCUACAUUCUGUUUUACACCAGGCAACUGACCACAGUUAACCUAGAGGACAUGCCAGCAUUGAUUGGGAAGAGUGGGGAGCCAGACACCUUAUCCACACUGUCCACCAUACCUGAACUAGACCAGGAGAUGAUGGAAACCCUGCGGCAGCUGACCCCCGGACAAACUGUGCAAGCAAUAGACGACGAGGUGUCUAUCAGCUUCCAUAGAGAUCCAGUGCUGGUCAAAAGGCUGUCCUCGCCUCGAACUGACCACAAAAAUAAAAGGACGUCGUCCACGCCGACUGACGAAGAACCCCCUCCCCCUAAGACAGUCAGGCACAUGGAGAAUUUAUGAAUGGAGACUUCCCUGUUUUAAAAAUGUUAUUUUGUUGACAAAAUCUUUGGUUGUUAUUUUUUUUUGCCUAUGCAAAACAAGUCUUGAUUUAAAACUACACUAAAAGGAGAAAUAUUUACAACUGCUUAGAACAGUUAGAAGAGUAAGCUGAGUAAUUGUAAAUACAAUAAAAAAUUUCACAACUUCAUGUCGUAGAUAAAAUUACUCUGCUGAAUUUGAAGUAUUAUUUAUUCACGAGCAUACUUGCGUUCGACCAUCAAAUGUUAUGUUUUGUUUAUUAAUCAUAUUUCAAAUAUUCGUUUAUUUGUUCAUAAUCUAACUUAUUAAGUUGUAGUACAUUUUGUUUUUCAAAAACCACUUUACCUUAUAACAUUUUUAUUUUUGAGGUAAUAAACGCUAAAUAUUUAACAUUUUAUGACUUAAGUUUUCUGACAAAAUCUACCUCACCCUUUUUUUCUACUCUAAUUGUGCUAAGUACAUUGAGUCAACUGUUUGUCCGAGUUGUCACACAUUAUUUAAAAAGCAAUUUGGAAAAAAAUGUUUAUCUUAAUCCUUUAGAAAACUAUUAUUGGCAUACAUUAUAAAAAUUACUAUUGGUUAUACUUUUUUUUUUAAAUUCUGUGAACAACUUAAUUGUUUAAUGGUAAUCUUCUAAAUAAUUAUCAAAUUUUUUUUUACAUCAGUAGUCAGAACUAGUUUUUUCUAAUCUCUUUGAAUAUGUUAUGAUGAUAUUCAUUGCAUACCAAGUAAAAACACCAACAAAACUUGAAAUGUAUUAUUUAUAUAAAAUAUUCUCAAUAUGUUUGUUGUUGUAAAAACGCUACAUUUGAUCUCAGCCGACCAUGACGAUGUAUUGUAACUAUUCAAACUUAUUGCUAUACUUGUAUGUGUAUAGUGGCAUGCCAACCUUGGUCUAAUGUACCCGAGCGAUUUGAUAAACUGUUGGAAAUACUUGGAAUGGUCACUUCUUACAUUCACUUAUUUUGUCUGAUCGUGUUUUUAUUAUUUUAAUAUUUACUGACAAUAUACACUCAUGUUAUAUGAAGGAUGGUAUGGUCAGGUGUUAGAGCAAAUGACUGCUAACCUAAACAUCUAGAGUUCAGUUGAUUUUACAGUAAUUGAAGUCUAUCUGACUGUAACCAGGGACAAAUAUUUUCACAUACCAAAUCUACUAAACAGGUUAACUCUACUUCAUCCGUCUGGGUACAUGACUGUAGUCAGGAGAGAGUUAAAGACCAUUUGGCUAUGGUUCUGACCACACAGCACUUUCACAUACCAAUUCUGCAAAACAGAUGAAAUCUACUUCAUCGCCCUGUGAGCCAAUAUGCCAGUUAGUUGAUGAAUCUUAUUCUGUAAGGAAAACACAGUAUGCCCUGGUUGGCAUUUGAUUUUAAUUUUGUAAAUAAAUGACAUGUUUUCUUCAUGUUUGAAAAAAACUCAGUGUCUUCAUGUUUUGAAUGUUGUACUGUUGAAUACAGUUCUCAGUAUUAUUCUUACAACUAUCUCUUGAAACUAAGCAAAUUUGUUUUGUUUUGUUUGUUUAAAAAUUAUAUUUUUUACUCUUCUUCCUUAUUCCAGUGCUUCCAGUAGAGGCUACAUUUUGUUUUCUAAUUGUGUCUCAGAUUGUCUGUCUUUGAUUGUGUCUCUAAUUGUGACUUUUGUCUUAAAUUUUUUACCCUCAGUGCUUCCAGUAGAGACUAAAUUUACUUUCUACUUGUGUGUCUUUCAGUGUUUCUUCCAGACAUCUUUUCG
Messenger RNA from Physella acuta, 4334 nucleotides. RefSeq names its product ubiquitin carboxyl-terminal hydrolase 44-B. The record is from RefSeq and is a predicted model, not a curated record. Lineage: Eukaryota; Metazoa; Mollusca; Gastropoda; Physidae. Gene Ontology annotation, biological process: protein deubiquitination. Gene Ontology annotation, molecular function: zinc ion binding; cysteine-type deubiquitinase activity.